GUUUUUCAUAUGAUUUUCAAAAACAUUUGACAAUUGAUUGCAAUUAACGCUAAACCAGUGUCUCAUUGGACACGCAAUCGCUGUUUGGAUGACACCUCAAGACAUACACAAACUUUAGUGACAUUUAAAUCCACAGCCAAUUGAAUCUUCCCGCGCAACGACUCGCGAGGGUUUGUGUCCACACGUGUCGGGUGACCGCCGGUGACUGUCAGCCAUGAAUGAGUCGCACAAAUCGCUGCUUAAGACACUGGAAGCGUUGGGUCCACAGAUCUUCGCCAUUGAAGGCGAUCUGUGUCUAUGGAUACAAAUCAUCGAAACGGUGGACAAGAAGGCCAUCAAUGCGUUGCUCCGUCUCAUCCAAUUGGACGCCAAGACAUGCGACCAGAGGUACGCACUG
Molecule: messenger RNA, 397 nt
Organism: Oppiella nova
Lineage: Eukaryota; Metazoa; Arthropoda; Arachnida; Sarcoptiformes; Oppiidae
Source: the annotation of a GenBank genome assembly